GCAGAUUCUGAGCCAGCAAGGGCUUUUCAUUUCACAUUCCCACUUCCUGAAACCAAAGCUGUUGAGGAGAAACGCUGUGUUUCCAAGAAGCUUGUGCCGGAAUUAAAGAUUUCCAGAGUCACGUUGCUGGUCUUAAGUGUUUCUCCCUUUCUCUGAGAUAAAAGUACCUCAGCCUUCAAGGGGCCUCUUUAUUGAGAAUCAAUGCCUCUCCUAGGUAAUUGAUCACCGUAGACCCAGGGACACUCGAUUCAUCCUGGAGGGUGGGCAAUCAUCAUGAAUAAUCAAGAUGCUGUGGUUUCGAUAUUGCAUGAAUGUAAGCAAGUGCUGGAUCAUCUCUUGCUGGAAACGCCAGAUGUGUCUACAGAGGACAAGAGUGAGGACCAGCGGUGCAGAGCCUCACUCCCCAGCGAGUUAAGGACCCUGAUCCAGGAGGCAAAGGAAAUGAAGUGGCCCUUCGUGCCUGAAAAGUGGCAGUACAAACAAGCCAUGAGCCCAGAGGACAAAACAAACCUGCAAGAUGUGAUUGGCGCCAGGCUGCAGCAGUUACUGGCGGCCUUGCGAGCCUCCAUCCUUGUCCAGGACUGCGCUGCCGCCGCCGCUAUUGUCUUCUUGAUGGACCGGUUCCUGUACGGACUCGACGUCUCCGGAAAACUCCUGCAGGUCGCCAAAGGCCUGCACAAGUUGCAGCCCGCGACGCCCAUCGCCCCGCAGGUGGUCAUCCGCCAAGCCCGGAUCUCCGUCAACUCAGGGAAACUGCUGAAGGCAGAGUACAUCCUGAGCAGCCUGAUAAGCAACAAUGGAGCAACCGGUACCUGGCUGUAUAGAAAUGAAAGUGACAAAGUCCUGGUGCAGUCGGUCUGUAUACAGAUCAGAGGACAGAUUCUGCAAAAGCUAGGAAUGUGGUAUGAAGCUGCAGAGUUGAUAUGGGCCUCGGUAGUAGGCUACUUGACACUCCCUCAGCCAGAUAAAAAAGGUAUUUCCACAUCACUGGGUAUACUGGCAGACAUCUUUGUUUCCAUGAGCAAAACGGAUUAUGAAAAGUUUAAGAACAACCCACAGGUUAACUUGGCCUUGCUCAGGGAGUUUGACCACCAUUUGCUGUCAGCUGCAGAAGCCUGCAAACUGGCAGCUGCCUUCAGUGCCUACACACCGCUGUUUGUGCUCACAGCUGUGAAUAUCCGAGGCACGUGUUUGCUGUCAUACAGUUGCUCUACUGAUUGUCCUCCAGGAAUGAAAAGUGUGUACCUGUGUGAUGCCAAAGAGGCUUUUGAGAUUGGCCUCCUGACCAAGAAAGAUGGUGAGCUGGUGAGUGGGAAGCAGGAGCUGCACAGCUUCAUCAAAGCUGCUUUCAGCCUCACCACAGUACACUGCAGACUCCACGGGGAGACAGACGCCAUCCGCGCUGCAAGGCAGCUCUGCAGUGAAGCUGUGGGUAAGCUGUACACCUUUAGCAUCUCUUCCACAAGCCGGGACAGAGAAGCCCUGUCUCAGGAAAUCAUGUCUCUUGUCAGCCAGGUGAAGGGACAUCUACAAGUUCAAAGCUUCCAAAACUUAGAUGAUAGGUCUUACGUUCCAGAGAGCUUCAAAUGUGGCUUGGAUAAACCUAUCUUGCGUGGGCACGUAGACUUCCAACAAAUUCUUGCAAUCUAUUCCCAGCACCAUACCUCAGUGUGUGAAGUAUUUGAAGGCACUUGCAGGAGCAGCAAAAGCAACCACAGAGACACAAAACCAGAGGUGUGCAUCACUGCUCUAAAAACAGAAACCAACACCGUAGAUACUAUGGGUGCUACUCUAGAUAAACUGUGUUCUCAAGAAAGUGGGAGUAUAGCUUCCUCCCAGAUGGCUGAGAAAGACCAGGAAAAGCUCAGAAGAGUAAAGAGGAGAAACUGGACCCAUUCUGAAGCAUUUCGGGUCUCCCUGGAUCAAGAUAUGGGGACUGAGACUGAGCCGCCCAGUCACAGCAAUGGCAAGGCAGAUGUUCCCCAUACAUCUCUGAGUGACAGCCAUAGCUCGGGUUCUUGGAGCAAACUGUCAGGGCUCAGCUCUUCUGCAAGCUGGGAGGAAGUGAACUGUGGUAUUAAGGGUAUGGACAGGAAAGAGUCUAGCAAAGAAGAACACCUUGUGGACACUCAGUGCUCCACGGCAGUGUCUGAGGAGCCCAAGAGCGACAGAAGCUGUGGAGCUACACACUUGUUUUCAAAGCUGCAUGGUGUCUCUCUUCAGGAAACUGAAGAUCGCAACCUAGCGUCUUCACAAAGUCAGUUGCACAAACAUUCGUCCUUAACACCCGUCCUUCCUCUCAACACAACAGACACUUGCUUGGCCUCGGGAACAGGGCUACUGGAAGCCCCUGAAGGAAACCAGGACAUCAGAAAUGAAGGACCCAGUAAUAUAUCUUGUCAGCCCAGUCUGUCAUGUGGUUCUGUUUCCUGGUCCUUAUCUAGCUCUGGCAAGUUCACAGACAUGGCCAAAUAUCCUUCAGUUCAAGAAGAAGAAACCUGUGAAAUGACUGGUUAUUUUCCAGAAAGCAAGUAUGAUAUAAAAGGCCACUGUGGAGGAAAGAAUGGGGGGAAAGUCACUGAAAGAUUCACGGGGCCUGCAUUUACAGAUGACCCCUCUUCAGUUGACCCUGAAGGAGAAACAGAAGAAAGCAAAGAGGAUGGGUCACCACACCCUCAGGCAGUACUGGGAUGUUUAGAAGGCAGCCCUUCAGUGCUGACACGAAGGACUUUCUCUCCUCACCUGUCUGUUCAAAAUUUUGACUCAGCAAAGACAGGCGGUUCAGUCAAAGACCAGACCGUGGACCCUGAUGCUUCUACGGAGGAUGAGGAGGGCCCCACUGGCCAAGAUGGUGUUCACAGGCCAGGUGCUUGGAGGCCAGAUCAGAGAGAUGAGAGGCCAAAUUCCUCUGUCAGUGGCCACAGUCCCUUUCCAGACUUCGAUGCAGACUUCAGCACCACAGAGGAAGAAAAGGAACUUGGGAGCAUGCUGAAGUGUAGCCAGAACUCCAGUUCAUCCGUACAGUGGUGGCGGAAAUCACCUGCCUUUUCCAACAGUUCUCUGGAGGGAGAAAGUUCAUGGUCUCUUCUAAACUCCAGCAGAAGUUCUUUUGUCUCAUUGCCUGGACGGAGCAGGCAAGAGCUUCUUGAAGCUCGCACCCUACAGCCUGACGACUUUGAGAAGCUUCUGGCAGGAGUGACAAAUGAUUGGCUCCUUCACAGACUAGACAAUACCGGAGUAUUAAAGCCCGUUCAACUCCAGCGAGCACACAAUGCACUACUGCUAAAAUAUUCCAAAAAGUCUGAGUUGUGGACAGCCCAGGAAACUGUGGUGUAUUUAGGGGACUACCUGAAAGUGAAGAAGAAAGGCAAACAGAGAAAUGCAUUUUGGGUCCACUACCUUCAUCAAGAGGAAAGUCUGGGGAGAUACGUUGGGAAAGAAUACAAAGAGUGGAAGGGGCUCCGGCACCACUUCACUGAUGUGGAGCGACAGAUGACAGCACAGCACUAUGUGACGGAAUUUAACAAAAGACUCUACGAGCAAAAGAUUCCAACACAGAUGUUCUACAUCCCGUCUACAGUAUUGCUGAUUUUGGAAGACAAGACUAUAAAGGGAUGCAUCAGUGUGGAACCUUACAUACUGGGAGAAUUCGUCAAGUUAUCAAAUAACACAAAAGUCGUCAAAACUGAGUACAAAGCUACAGAAUACGGCUUGGCUUAUGGUCAUUUUUCUUAUGAGUUUUCUAAGCACAGAGAUGUUGUGGUAGAUUUACAAGGUUGGGUGACUGGCAAUGGGAAAGGCCUCAUCUAUCUUACUGACCCUCAGAUUCACUCCAUUGAUCAGAAAGAUGUCACAACAAAUUUUGGAAAGCGGGGAAUAUUUUACUUCUUUAAUAACCAGCACGCAAGCUGUAAUGAAAUAUGCCGUCGUCUUUCUCUGACCAGACCUUCACUAGAGAAACCAAGCAAUGUAUAGGCUGUAAGUUGGCAGCUUGACAGGCCUUCAGGAGCCUAGCAUCUCAUCUGCCUCCUCUGAGAGGCACAGCAUGGCAUGUAUUGAUCCUUGCAGCCAUUGAAUGAUUCCAGCCAUUGACUCACAAGAGGAAUUGAAAAGUGUCAAUUUCAGGCUCACACUUGCUUGCCAAGACAAGAUCCGGCAGACAUUGUUCCCCCUGACACAGGAACAUGUCAAGGGAAUGUGCUAGGUUUUACAGUUGUAUGUGAUGUUGGAGGUCCUGGGUUGUAUGGUGAAGGCAAUAUAAAGAAUACAAA
This is a messenger RNA of Phodopus roborovskii (desert hamster), 4271 nucleotides long. It is a transcript of the gene Alpk1, whose product is annotated as alpha kinase 1. Gene Ontology annotation, molecular function: protein serine/threonine kinase activity; ATP binding. The record is from RefSeq and is a predicted model, not a curated record. Gene Ontology annotation, biological process: protein phosphorylation. Lineage: Eukaryota; Metazoa; Chordata; Mammalia; Rodentia; Cricetidae. The transcript is spliced from 14 exons. The coding region runs from base 274 to 3975 and encodes 1233 amino acids.